This is a messenger RNA of Paralichthys olivaceus (Japanese flounder), 2273 nucleotides long. NCBI's taxonomy places the organism in Eukaryota, Metazoa, Chordata, Actinopteri, Pleuronectiformes, Paralichthyidae. The record is from RefSeq and is a predicted model, not a curated record.
CCUCCUCUCCUCCUGCAGGAGAACAGAGCCGAGACACCGCCGCCCUGACCCACCGUUUUCCCUCAGACCCGCGGCUCUGCUUCGAGCUCUCACCCGCACAGCAGCCGCGCCACAUUUCUUCCACGUUGGAGCCGUCUCCCGCCGACAUCGAGCGAAGAGGUGCAGCCGAUCCCAGGCCUCCAAUCCAGGGCGGAGGGAGGGAAGGAGGUCGCUGGGUAUCGGGAUGGAGACCGCGGAGGGAGCUGCUGGGCCUGGCGGACCGGACGGACCCGGGCUCCGGUUUGGCUGCGCCUCUUUCAACCAAGACUCCACGUCACUGGCUUUGGGAACGAAGACAGGCUACAAACUGUUUUCUCUGACCAUGGUGGAAAAACUGGACUGCAUCCAUGAGAGUGAGACUCCCGAUGUCUACAUCGUGGAACGUCUCUUCUCCAGCAGUCUGGUAGUCGUGGUGAGCAUCGCCAUGCCGCAGCGAAUGAACAUCUAUCACUUCAAGAAGGGGACAGAGAUCUGCAACUACAGCUACCCCAACAACAUCCUUUCUGUCAAGCUCAACAGACAGAGACUCGUGGUGUGCCUUGAAGAGUCCAUUUAUAUCCACAACAUCAAAGACAUGAAGCUGCUCAAGACUCUUCUUAACACUCCGUCCAACCCCUCAGGUCUCUGUGCUCUCUCUAUCAAUCAUUCCAACUCCUACCUGGCGUACCCUGGCAGUGCCACCAUUGGGGAGAUUAUAGUGUACGAUGCCAACAAUUUGAACACAGUGGCAAUGAUCCCAGCACACGACAGUCCUGUGGCAGCUCUCACCUUCAACGCCUCAGCCACCAAACUUGCGAGUGCCUCAGAGAGAGGCACCGUCAUCCGAGUGUUCUCCGUCCCUGAGGGCCUGCGUCUGUUUGAGUUCCGCCGGGGCAUGAAGAGGUACGUCAGUAUAAGGUCUUUAUCCUUUAGCCCUGAUGGCCAGUUCCUCUGUGCUUCCAGCAACACAGAGACAGUGCAUAUCUUUAAAAUGGAACAACUGGGUCCAAGUGGAGGGGACGAGGCUGCCACUUGGACAGCCUACGUGGGGAAGAUGUUCUCAGCAGCCAGCAGCUACCUCCCUGCUCAGGUAUCUGGUAUGAUGAGCCAGGACCGGGCCUUCGCCACUGUUCACCUCCUCUUGUCUGACCAGAGGAACGUCUGCACCUUGGCUAUGUGAGCGGCUCUGUUCUGGCUUGUACUACUCAGCAAAAGUCAAAUGUUAAGUGCUUUUCCUCCUAUGUCCUCGCUUCACUCUUGUUUUUUGGCUCAUAGGCUCUUUGGCAGUGAUGAUGACCAGGGGGAAGGAACAGAGUCCGAGGGGUCAGAGGUCACAGGGCCAGCACAGGCCUGUCCAUCCUACGCUGCAACAGCUGCCUUACCAGCUUCUGGACCGGUCACUGCUACCCUCACUGGCUACUCUGAAGAUGGUGGGGCAAAGAAAGGCGAAGUCAUUCCAGAACACGAGUUUGCUGCCGGACCUGUGUGUCUGGAUGACGAGAACGAAUUUCCUCCUAUUAAUUGGUGCCGUGACGGGACUGGAGGUGGCCCGGGGAGGCGCUCGUGAGUGGGUAGAAGGACAGAUGGACAGACAGACAGGCACCAGCACAAAGGGUUUCCGGUGCCACGUUAUUUUUUUCCGUUCGAGAGAAAACAUUCAUUAACAUUAACAUUUGAAUUACACUGACCAAGAAGGAGAAGUCAACUAGUAAUUUCAGGACCACAAUUAUGUUGUCCUGGAAUGAUUGGGAUAAAGCAACGCUUCUGAUUUUGCACCAACAAACGUCCUCUGAGCUUAUGGUUGAAUUUUAGAACAAUAACUGUGACCUGGGAGGACAUUUCACAAUUUAAGAUGCUGUUGGCAAAAAAAAAAAAAUCAGGCUCUUGAUGAAAAUAUGAGGUGCAUGCUGGAGCAUAAAUAUAACCACAAUUUUCAUAGCUUUAUUACUUGACAAAUAUUUUUUAAGUUACAUUAUUGUAGCAACAUUUUUAUUAUAUUGCCAAUAAUAUUUUUAGUUUACAAAUUGUUUUUCAUUUUCUUCUGUAUUUUAUUUGACUGUAUUGACAUGUAUGAAAUGUUUCUGUUUGCCUCCUGGAUGCAUUUCAGAGGGUGUGUAUGUACUGUAUGUUUGUACCUAUUAUCAUUUGUACAAGAGCAAAGUAUUUUGCUAAUUGCACAAAACCAAAACAAGUCAAAGAAACAAUAAUAAAAUACUACUAAUAAUGAUAAUAACAAUGAAAUAAACAGUGAAGUA